Molecule: messenger RNA, 2595 nt
Organism: Acytostelium subglobosum LB1
Lineage: Eukaryota; Evosea; Eumycetozoa; Acytosteliales; Acytosteliaceae
Exons: 2
Coding region: 1-2595 (864 amino acids)
Biological process (GO): mRNA processing
Cellular component (GO): nucleus
Molecular function (GO): RNA binding
Source: RefSeq, a predicted model, not a curated record
AUGAAUAACUAUAAGAAAAGGAAGAAUGAUUAUGAAGCGAAUGAUGAGGGCAGAGGAGGAGGAGGUGACCUGUCAUUCUUAUUUGGCUCACCAAUAGAGGUUAAGGAUGAGAAGACAACAACGACGACGAGGACAUCAAAUAGAUACUUGCCAAUACAUAAACAAGAGGUCACUGAUGAGAGAGGUCGCAAACGAUUUCAUGGAGCAUUCACAGGUGGUUUCUCUGCUGGCUACUUCAACACUGUCGGCUCAAAGGAGGGCUUCACUCCAUCAACAUUCAAGUCAUCAAGAGACGAGAGGACUACACAUAGACAAUACUCUGCACAGGACUUUAUGGACGAUGAGGACAUCAGCAACAUGGCCAAAGAGUUGACCACAAAGCAGGACUAUGAUCUAACAUCAGAAGGUCGACCAACUAGUGCCAUCGAUAGUAUUUCUGAUGGUAUAUUCAAAUCAGUGUUCAAGGAUAUUGUCGAGCCAACAAAGGACCCAAUUGGUUUGAGAUUGUUGAAGAAGAUGGGAUGGAAGGAAGGCCAGACACGAGUCAUUACAAAGGUCUACAAGAAGAAGGUGCCAAAGCCCAAGCAGAGACAUACAAUGAUCAUUGAUAAUGAUGAUGCAGGUCAGUUCAUGCAUGAUGAUGAGCAAGAUGAUGAAGAGGAGGAGCAGUUGGUACAGGUGGAAUAUGGCAAGGAGUAUCCAAAGAUUGUAGACUACACACCAAAGAAUGAUCACUAUGGUGUUGGUUUCACUCCCUCGGAUGAGGUUAGACAGAUGCGAAUGAAUGCCGCUGGCGGGCCGACCGCCGACACGACAGGUAGUCGCAUUCUAUUUGGUAGCGAGCACUCUAUUGAUGACACGGACGUCUAUGACUCUGGUUCAAAGGAUAUAUAUGACAGCCAUCUUGGUGGACGAAGACGUCCAGCAUCAUCCUCAUCAUCAUCUGGCAACAAUGAGAUUCUCGAGUUUCUUAAGCCUGAUGAUGGGUCUGCUCGUCUGCGACGUUGCUCAGACGGCUCACUGCCGCUCAAGAACUUUGUAGUCGCAUCGCACACCACUUUGGACAUCAAAUGGUACGAACCUCCCAAAGUCCCCACGAACUUUGAUAUCCGCCACAAGUACGACAAGCCAUUGGACAGGUCGAUAACACACAAGCCACUGCAUAUGGUCAACAUCACACCAACUCAACGGUCAAUCAUGCUCAAUGAGCGCGUUUUGCCAUCAGCACCACCCAAGCCCACCAAGAACCUGGACAUGUAUCAAUCAUCGUCGUCGCCACCUGCUGGACCAACCUCUCCAGCACCUGCAUUGGCCAAACAAAGCGAUGCUUUAAAGUCACUUCAACAAGCAUUUGCAAGUCGAUUCGAGUCCGAAGGCGAUGGUAAGUCACGUUUGAAGGCUGCAGAGCCUGUCGUGCCAUUCAAGAAGAAGCAGAGACCUACACGUGUCGUACAGGAUUGGUAUCCGGCCCCAUUGCUUUGCAAGAGAAUGGGUGUCGAGAAUCCUUACAAGGGAAUGACGGUUGAGCCAAAGAAGGAGGUGGACUGGCUCACCAAGCUGAACAUUCAGAUCGAUUUCCCAACAGAUCCGCCGACGGCUACACAGGAGGAAGAGGACAACAAUGCGUCAUCUCCACCUUAUGAGCCUGAGCAUCCAUCCAUCUCUGAUGCUACCAACCUCAACCCAUUUGUCGAGUUCUCAUUCACAGAGGCAAAGAGACCUUCUUUGGACCUGUUCAAAGCAAUCUUUGAAAGCAAUGAUGUCACAGAAGAGCAAACCGACGACGAUCAAUCAAACUAUGAUCCUUUCUCCUCAUUGUCCAAAACAACAGAUGAGCCACUUCCUCCACUACAACCAUUCUCCUCAAUUGCCAAUACCAACAACACCAACAAUAACAACAAUAAUAGCCACAACAUGAUAUUGACACCAAUUCAAACAACUCCUGUACAACAACAACAACACCAAAAUAUAGUCGAAGAUGAGGAUGAAUCCGAUCCAUUCUCUGCAUUUGUCAAUCAAACAGUCAAGGAAGCAUUCACUCAAAGAAAGAUGCAACCUUUCAUUCCAGCGGGACAAACCACUCCAUCAAUCAAUACUCCUGCCCAAUCAAUACCUAUUCCUCUUCCUACUCCACCACCUACACUACCUCACCUUCCUCCACCACCUCCACCAACUCCUCAGCCAUCAACUGAACCAACAUACUAUAAGGUAAUCGAAGUCAAGCCUUAUCAACCGAUUACUUCAAUAGUUGGACCAACUCCUCCAUCAACACCACUGGAAAAGAACAAGAAGGAUGAGCGUGAUGUAAAGUCCAAUAGCAAAACAAAGGACAAGGACAGGACAAAGAAGAAGGAUAGUGAUAAAUGGGUGGAGAACAUCAAGUCAUAUCUGUCACAAUACAGCGAUGAAUCAGACAGUAGUGACAGUGACAGUAGCGAUAGUGACGACGAAGAGAAACGAAGAAGGAGGAAAGAAAAGAAGAAAAGAAAGAAGGAAAAGAAGCGUGAGAAGAAAGAGAGGAAGAAGGAGAAGCGACGCGAGAGGGAGAAGAAGGAGGCUUCCUCCGGAGACAAGCGAUCAGCUAGCAAGGCUUAG